Messenger RNA from Dacryopinax primogenitus, 565 nucleotides. RefSeq lists its product as uncharacterized. The annotation marks the transcript as partial. Lineage: Eukaryota; Fungi; Basidiomycota; Dacrymycetes; Dacrymycetales; Dacrymycetaceae. The record is from RefSeq and is a predicted model, not a curated record. The transcript has a single exon.
UUUCCUUCCUUAUUGCUCUUACACGCCACGCACACACGCACUGGACGCUGGCAGUCGACUCCUUUCUCCUGUAUCUUACUGUCACCACCACCCCACCUCUCUCCCCCCUCGGAGCGACUCCCCCCGCCCUCCUCCUACGACGCUAGAGGAGACGAUGACCCUCUUCCAUCUCCUCAAACGCAAGACAGACACAGCGUCCCCCUCAGUCCACAGCACCGACCUCCCAUCCCCGUCCGCCACCGCGUACACUCACCCCACCUCCCCAACAACAUCCGCCCGCCCCCCGCGCAGUUCCAUCCCCCUCCCCAACCCCACUUCGGGCAAACGUCCUCCUCCUCCGAAGUUGCUCGACCUCCCCCCGCCGCCGGUCUUGUACGGGGAGACAAAGCGCCCUGGGAGCCCGUUUCGGAGAGCGUUCGCUGCUGCUGCGAUUGGGGUUGGGGGGCCGGGGACGCAGGGGACUCCUAGGUCGGGGACGGGUGAUAAUGGGCAUGACGGAAUAAGAGAAGGGGAGAGGGAGAGGAGGGAGUUGAGGAUGAGGACUGCGGGCAGGUCGGGCGAGCGA